Molecule: messenger RNA, 534 nt
Organism: Eurytemora carolleeae
Lineage: Eukaryota; Metazoa; Arthropoda; Copepoda; Calanoida; Temoridae
Product: signal transducer and activator of transcription C-like
Exons: 2
Coding region: 1-534 (177 amino acids)
Source: RefSeq, a predicted model, not a curated record
AUGAAAGGAAGAGGGAGAAAGAAAGGAAGGGAAGAUGUAGAAAGGGAGCAGAGAGAGAUAGAAAGGAAAGAGGGAGGUAGAAAGGAGGCAGAGGCAAAUCAGCUGAAUCAGACCAAUCAACUGAAUCAGACCGGUCAGCUGAAUCAGACAAAUAAGCUGAAUCAGAAAAAUCAGCUGAAUCAGACCAAUCAGCUGAAUCAGACCAAUCAGCUGAAUCAGACCAAUCAGCUGAAUCAGACAAAUCAGCUGAAUCAGACAAAUCAGCUGAAUCAGACAAAUCAGCUGAAUCAGACAAAUCAGCUGAAUCAGACCAAUCAGCUGAAUCAGACCAAUCAGCUGAAUCAGACCAAUCAGCUGAAUCAGACAAAUCAGCUGAAUCAGACAAAUCAGCUGAAUCAGACAAAUCAGCUGAAUCAGACAAAUCAGCUGAAUCAGACCAAUCAGCUGAAUCAGACCUAUCAGCUGAAUCAGACCAAUCAGCUGAAUCAGACAAAUCAGCUGAAUCAGACAAAUCAGAAACCGGGAACAUGUUAG